GAACUCUGAAUUACCCCACUUGCCCUGAACCAUGAAUAAUCUCACUCGCCCUGAGUACAGUGCGAGCUGCUAGAGACGGAGGGGAAGGGAGUCGUGGUUUUGAGGCGGAGUGCGUUGCCGGCACGGCUCUAAUAGGUGCCCGCUAACAGCACGUGCCGCUCACAGUGGGCUCUUUGUCAGCGUAGCUUGGGCUGUGUCGUGUAAGAUAGUUGGGACUCGCGAGGGAAGACGCUGCUGCGGUCGAGAAUCUGUUGAGAGACGCGAAGAGGGAGCUGCGAUGGUGCCACUGUGUUAGCCAAGGGAGACGAAGGGACAGCGACGCGAGGAAGCGGGGAGAGCCUUAAGAGUCUCGGCAGGUGGAGAGGGCAUGGGCGCGUAGAAAGGGAGAGGCGGGCGGGGAGCUGUGAUGUUGCUGCUGUUGCUACUGCCCAGGGCCGCGCUGGGCCCGCGUGCGGCCCGCGCCGUCUCCACGUGGUCGCCAGUGGGCGCCGCGUUCAACGCGCGGCAGCAGCGGACCGCGGAGAGGCCGGGAGCGGGGACCCAGGGUCUCUUUGGGGUUCCCGAGCUGAGCUCUCCUUCCGGGUUCCGCAUUGCCCAGCGGGAAGCACUGGCGGCCACCGAGCGGCUGGUGGAGGAUGCAUGCCGUGCCCCGCCAGGUCCUCGCGUUGUGCAAAUCUUUGACAAGCUCUCCGACAGCCUCUGCCAAGUCGCUGAUCUGGCCGAUUUUGUUCGUGUCGCUCAUCCCAGCGCUGAGUACCGAGAUGCGGCAGACGAGGCCUGCAUGACCAUAGGCACUGUGGUGGAGAAGCUGAACACGAAUGUGGAUCUUUACAAGUCUCUCCGAAAUGUUCUGGAUGAUAGGAAUAUUGCAAAUUCCUUGGAUCAUGAAACAAGAAGAGUGGCAGAGCUCUUCCUUUUUGACUUUGAAAUCAGUGGAAUCCACCUCGAUAAAGAAAAGCGCCAAGAGGUGGUUGGACUUCACGUCGACCUCCUGGAUUUAAACAGCGAAUUCCUGACGGGGACCCACACGCCGAACCGCGUGGACAUGCGUGCGCUGCCGCCCCACCUGCAUCGGUGCUUCUCGCUUCAGGGGAACUACGUUUACAUCAACGGCUUGUACUCCGACUCUCCAGAUCACCUGGUGCGAGAGGCCGCAUACCGGAUCUUCUUGUAUCCAAACGAGGCGCAGCUGGCGAGGCUGGACGCGCUGCUCUCAUGCCGACACCGCAUGGCCCGGCUGGUGGGAUACGAGAGCUUUGCUCACCGGGCCCUGCGGGGCACCAUGGCGCGCACGCCCGAAAAUGUGACCGACUUUCUGGGGAAGCUGUCCACGCGACUUCAAGACAAAACGCGGAACGAUUACGAAAUGAUGAGGGGCACGCAAGCGAAAUUACACCCGGGCAGCGGCGAAUUAAUGCCGUGGGAUCACCCAUACUACAGCGGUGUCUUAAGAGCAGAGAGGUACAACAUCGAGCCGAGCCUCUACAGCCCGUUCUUCUCGUUGGGUUCCUGCAUGGAGGGUCUAAAUCAGCUCUUCACGCAGCUCUUUGGCGUGUCUCUCUACGCGGAGCAGCCCAACAGUGGGGAGCUGUGGAGCGAGGAUGUGCGCAAGCUGGCAGUCGUGCAUGAAACGGAGGGGCUACUGGGAUACAUUUACUGCGAUUUCUUCAGCCGCCCAGGAAAGCCUCAGCAGGACUGCCACUUCACGAUCCGUGGGGGGCGCCAGCUGGAGGAGGGCGGCUACCAGCUACCCGUGGUGGUGCUGAUGCUGAGCCUGCCGAGCCUCGCACAGGGCAGCGGCGGCGCCCCGACGCUGCUCUCCCCGGGCUCCAUGGAGAACCUCUUCCACGAGAUGGGCCACGCCAUGCACUCUAUGCUGGGGCGCACGCGCUACCAGCACGUCACCGGCACAAGGUGUCCUACAGACUUUGCUGAAGUUCCGUCCAUUCUCAUGGAGUAUUUUGCCAGUGACUACCGCGUGGUGUCUCAGUUCGCCAGGCAUUACCAAACGGGCCAGCCGCUGUCAAAGAGCAUGGUCACGCGUCUGUGCGAGUCGAAGAAAGUGUGCGCGUCGUCGGAUUUACAGCUUCAGGUUUUUUACUCCAUGCUGGACCAGCUCUACCAUGGUGAACACCCUCUCAACAAGUCCACCACCGAGACCCUGAUGGAGACCCAUAGAAAAUACUACGGCCUGCCCUAUGUCCCCAACACGGCUUGGCAGCUGAGGUUUAGCCACCUGGUGGGCUACGGAGCCAAGUACUACUCCUACCUGCUGUCUCGCGCUGUGGCCAGCAUGCUGUGGCGGCAGUGCUUUAACCGAGAUCCCUUCGACAGAGCUGUUGGGGACCGAUAUCGCAACGAGAUGUUGGCGCAUGGAGGAGGGAAAGAGCCGAUACUGAUGGUAGAAGGGAUGCUUCAGAAGAGGCCGACUGUCGACGACUUUGUCGACGCUUUGGUCAGUGACCUGGACCACGACUUUGAGGCAUUUAUCAUGGACUCGGAAUAAAAUAUUGGGUUCCUCCUGCAUCAUUUCAUCGGUGUCUUUGUAGGACUUUAAGAAAGUAAGGGACCCCUGGGAUUAUUUAUCUUUUGGUUAAUUGAAAACCUGAAUUCAUGUAAUCACUUAGGGUUGAAUUUUUUUAUGCUCUUUGGUUCUUUCGGUAAUGUCACGUAGAAAGAAUAUAAAUUAAAUAAUAGAAUACAACUUUUAGAUAACAACACAAGCAGUCGUAAUCAGAUAGAACUAAAAAAGAGAUAAAACACAGACACGGAGACACACAGACAGACACACAAGCAGAGAGAGACACAAAAUAGAGAGGGACACACAACAUAGACACACAGAGACUCUCUGUAUGUCUAUGUUAUGUGUCUCUGUGUGUCUCUGUGUCUGUGUUUUGUCUCUCUUUCAAAUUUAGUUCUACCUGAUGACGACUGCUUUUGGUGCAAUCGAAACGUCGUAUUCUAUUAUUUAAUUUAUUUUCUUUUUACGUGACUUUACCGAAAGAACCAGAGUAAUUCCUGCAGUCACGAAAGCUUCAAAUCAAGUUUUUGUUUAUGUUUUAGCAAUUCCCAGAUAAGCGCCUGGUUGCUGAUUGUCCCACGCUAGCCACUGUGUAACGGGCUCAUUGGCAUAAGUAGCGACCGCAGGUUGCCUAACCAGCCACGUGUUUGCGUUGCGUGAACAUGCGCAUUUCACACCGCCACAGUAUCCACGCCUUGGAAUUGUAAACAUAACAUUUACAUUCAAAUGUAACGCGGGCAUGUAAAAACGUGUUUUGCAUUUUAAAUGAUAAAGUUCCUGCGUACACGAA
Messenger RNA from Petromyzon marinus (sea lamprey), 3311 nucleotides. It is a transcript of the gene MIPEP, whose product is annotated as mitochondrial intermediate peptidase. Gene Ontology annotation, cellular component: mitochondrion. The record is from RefSeq and is a predicted model, not a curated record. NCBI's taxonomy places the organism in Eukaryota, Metazoa, Chordata, Hyperoartia, Petromyzontiformes, Petromyzontidae. Gene Ontology annotation, molecular function: metalloendopeptidase activity. Gene Ontology annotation, biological process: peptide metabolic process.